Corticium candelabrum is the source of this 1449-nucleotide messenger RNA. Its product is annotated as FAS-associated factor 2-like. The coding region runs from base 34 to 1449 and encodes 471 amino acids. Lineage: Eukaryota; Metazoa; Porifera; Homoscleromorpha; Homosclerophorida; Plakinidae. The record is from RefSeq and is a predicted model, not a curated record. Gene Ontology annotation, molecular function: ubiquitin binding. Gene Ontology annotation, cellular component: endoplasmic reticulum. The transcript has 10 exons.
UCCGAGGUUUGAUUAUCCGGGCACUGACGAGGUAUGGCGUCUGAGCCGAGUGAUGAUAGUUCGCAAGUGGAAGCUACUGGAGGAGCGGAAAGCAGUGACGAUGAUAAAUCAGAAAAGCUCGCGUAUUUUCAGGAAUUGACCGCAAUUGGUGAUAUAGAACGAUGCCGAGCCACGUUGCAGCAGUACGAUUGGAACUUGGAAGUUGCAGUUGAGGCUGUCCUCAAUAUGAAUGACAGUGGAGUGGACAUUGCAAGCACGUCUCAGCCUGGGACUGAAGUGCGUCAGCGAAGAGUCGCUGCAAGUCUUCGAGAACUCGCAGAGAACCAGCAAGUUCAACAGCCAGUGCACAGAGUCGUGCCCAUGCAACGUCACCAGAAUUGGUCUACGUGGCUGGUCGAUCUAAUCCUCCUUCCCGUCCAUUAUUCCUUCUCCACCAUCUGGAGCAUCUUCAGAUUUCUGGGUUCAUUCUUGUUUCCCGUUUCCCAGUCUGCUAUCGACUCCAUUGGAGACGUUACUCAAUUUAUAUCAACGUUUGAGUUGCAGUAUGGAAACAGCCAUCCAGAGUUUUUUCGAGGAAGUUAUAAUGAUGCUUUGAGUAAAGCCAGAAGAGACAUAAAGUUUAUGCUAGUGUAUCUGCACUCGCAAGAUCACAUGAGGACCGAGCAGUUCUGUAGGAAUGUCGUGUGCUCGGUGGGAUUUACUGAGUAUGUUAAUGCUAAUAUGAUUUUUUGGGCGUGUGAUGUCAAUACUAGAGAAGGAUAUCGAGUAUCUCAAGUAAUGCGUGAGGCUACGUAUCCAUUUCUUGCUAUACUGUGUAUGCAAGACUCGCGAAUGAUGAUAGUAGAACGUAUAGAAGCUGGACUAAUGGACGCCGACAACGUGCUCGCUUCACUCGUUAAUGCCGUGGAAACAAACGAGCCGUCCCUCGUUGCAGCGAGAGUUGACAGGCAACAGCACAGCGCAUCUGUUGCUCUCCGUGAGGAGCAGGACAUGGCGUAUCAAGAGUCUCUUCGUCAAGAUCAAGAAAAGGAAAGAAGACUAAUAGAACAACGGGAACAUCUGAGAUUAGAAGAAGAAGAGAGACUGAGGAAGGAACAAGAGGAGAGAGACCUGUUGAAGUCACUAGCCGAACAGCGAGCAGCAAAGCAACGUUGCCUGCCACCUGAACCCGAAGCCGGAAGCGACAACUCCACAAGAGUCGUCAUCAAACUACCAAAUGGUCGUCGUCUAGAGCGGCGCUUUGCCAAAACAGAUUCACUCCAAGUGCUGUACGACUACGCGUUCUGUAGCGACGAGACGCUCCGCAACUUCGUACUCGUCAAUAGCUACCCACGUAAAGAGCUACACAUCAAUCCAGACACUAACAUGUCAACACUAGAAGACUUUGGACUUAUUCCGUCGGCUAGUCUCUUCGUACACAAUGAAUCGGACGAUGCCGAUUCAGACUAA